Messenger RNA from Syzygium oleosum, 1893 nucleotides. Its product is annotated as AP2-like ethylene-responsive transcription factor At1g16060. Gene Ontology annotation, biological process: regulation of DNA-templated transcription. The transcript has 16 exons. The coding region runs from base 1 to 1893 and encodes 630 amino acids. The record is from RefSeq and is a predicted model, not a curated record. NCBI's taxonomy places the organism in Eukaryota, Viridiplantae, Streptophyta, Magnoliopsida, Myrtales, Myrtaceae. Gene Ontology annotation, molecular function: DNA-binding transcription factor activity; DNA binding.
AUGGCAAACCCUAAGAUGCAAACUCUUCCUCCCUCUCCGAAAGAGAAAUUCCAGGAUGGAUCUUCUCAACCAGUUGCGUCAUCUCCUUCAACAGGUGCUGGUCCAUCGAAAAUGAGUGAGGUCAAUAGGUCACUCUCUAGUCCAGACAACUCUCGUGUUUCGAUGGAAUUGGAUAAAUCAUGUAAUUCGAAGAAGCUAGACAUUCCUAAUCAAGUAGGAGGGCAAGAUCACUUGUAUACAUCACUUAAGGCACUAGUCACUAAAGUUGUCUCUCAAUUGAGAAAAAGUAUUGCAGAUCAUGUGAUUGACCCGGAUCCAAUAUCGUAUCGAUUACCUCAAAAUAAUGCGGGGAUAAAUGUCUCGACCAUUAAGAGCAUCCAACAUCAAUCUUCUUUUGAAGAGAGGCUUCAAGGGUGGCAUAUUGCAGGCAGACGACGAGCAAAUGGAAAAUUAGAUAUGAGCUAUCGUCAUGGACACUCAACAAGGAUGUUUCGCUCAACUGUCGAGGUUGUCCAAUUUAUAAUGGAGGCUAUGGAGACACCGGAGAGUAAUUCUCUACUGGAGCAAGGACCUGCUACUGCAAUGAAGGGUUCAUUGAAGAAAAAGAGAUCUUCUGGUAAGAAAGAAAAAAUUUCUACAUCCAAGUCAUUGAAGAUCUCUAGUGCAGAGAAAACCGAUGUUGAACGGUUUUUGGAGGAAUCACACAACAACCUCCAGAAUAUCUGCGGUUGCAGAUGGGUGGCACCAGGAAGCGAAGAAUGGGAGAAAUAUAUGAAUCCAAGCAGUGAGGAAGAGGAUAAUGCAUCUAGUGAUGAAGAGACUCAUCCCAUGGUGAAGUUAUCGCAGCAAAGCCGCAGAGACAACGUCGCUGCUGCGAGCGAAACCAACAAGAGUGGUAACAACGUCAGUGCCGUGACUAGUGCUGUCAAUGGUGGCGUGGCCAAGGUGAAGCGGACUCGGAGGACUGUGCCGAGAGACACUCCUCCUCAGCGUAGCUCAAUAUACCGAGGAGUCACUAGGCACAGGUGGACCGGCCGAUAUGAGGCGCACCUGUGGGACAAGAACUGCUGGAACGAAUCGCAGAACAAGAAGGGUCGGCAAGUGUAUCUUGGCGCUUACGACGACGAAGAAGCGGCCGCGCACGCUUACGACUUGGCAGCGCUCAAAUACUGGGGGAAAGACACCAUUCUCAAUUUUCCGGUAUCGACGUACGAUAAGGAGCUAGGAGAAAUGGAACGACAGUCAAGAGAAGAGUACAUCGGAUCAUUAAGAAGGAAAAGCAGCGGGUUUUCUCGGGGAGUUUCGAAAUAUAGAGGUGUUGCAAGGCAUCACCACAAUGGAAGAUGGGAAGCUCGCAUUGGGAGAGUCUUCGGAAACAAAUAUCUUUAUCUUGGGACAUAUGCCACACAAGAAGAAGCUGCCGUUGCAUAUGAUAUGGCGGCGAUAGAGUAUCGAGGACUUAACGCCGUCACGAACUUCGACCUCAGUCGUUACAUUAAGUGGCUAAAACCUAACACCGCCGCUGCCGCUGCCGCCGCCACCAGCGGCAUUACUCAACCCAAUACCAACAAUGAUAACACCGAUGUCUUAACCACAAACCCUAAAACCAUCCAAGCUCAGCCUCGGAGCGCCACAUCAGCCCUAGGGCUUUUGCUUCAGUCAUCGAAAUUCAGGGAGAUGAUGGAGAUGGCGUCCCGGGCCGAUGACGCAACAUCGGCGACACCGCAAGAGGAGUCCAGUGAGUCCCUGAAACGCAGCUUUCCAGCUGAUGUUCAGACCUACUUCGAGUGUCAUCAAGAUUCCAACAACUUUGGGGGUGACGGAGAUGACAUGAUCUUCCGUGAGCUCAACACGUAUGUUCCGCCGAGUUUUCAAUGUGAGUUCGACGCAUAA